Messenger RNA from Thrips palmi, 3265 nucleotides. RefSeq names its product major facilitator superfamily domain-containing protein 10 (gene rtet). The transcript has 11 exons. Bases 574 to 2157 code for a protein of 527 amino acids. Gene Ontology annotation, biological process: transmembrane transport. Lineage: Eukaryota; Metazoa; Arthropoda; Insecta; Thysanoptera; Thripidae. The record is from RefSeq and is a predicted model, not a curated record. Gene Ontology annotation, molecular function: transmembrane transporter activity. Gene Ontology annotation, cellular component: brush border membrane.
CUUCCGUUCACGAACUCAUCGGAAGUGGUUUGGUUAAACAAAUUAAAAAAUAUUCGACUCUUCCCCAAUUUGGGUCCGUGGAUCCGUGAGCAGAGGUUGAUGGAGCAAGUUGUAGAGUUAGAUGACUCUACCCCAAAUAUAAGGCACUAGGGUGAGCGUAGAGUCCUAAAGGCCUUUAGGACUCUAGGUGAGCGUUGCAUCUGCACAGAAAUUCUCAUACUGACAGCGCAGCUGUUCCGUACUGCCAACCUGGCAUGUCAAACAUGUGACCGAACCCUUUCUUUACUGAUGGUUUAUCCGUGGUUUAUCGGGUUUUGUAGGGAGAAAAAAGCCAAAUUAAGUACAAAAAUAUAUUAUGUUUGUUUAAAGACAAGAGUAUUGUAGUUUUCAAAAUUGAAAUCGAAACUUUUACCGGAAUGUCAAGGUGGCAGGUUGCAUGUUGAGAAGAGAAAGUUUCUCUUAAAUUUGUAAACAAGAUUUGGCUUGUUUGACAACAUCCUUGUACUGUCAGUACCCGUGACAGCAGCCUGUUAAUUUUCGCGACAGCGAAUCACCCAAUGUCAAGAGUACACUAUGGUACAAACAAGAUCCUCAAGCCGUGCGUCUUCCAAUCCAACAGCCAAUGGUGGGUAUGCCAAUGGUGCUUCCACUAACGGAGUGUCCACCUUCAAGAAAUCAGCCUCUUCUUUGACUGCGACUUCAAAGAUGAAAGCUGACAAUCUUUCUAACGGAAAUAAUUUGACCAAGAGAACAUUUUCGAAAGAUCAGCACCUUACUGAAACUGUGAAUGGGAAAGCAAAUGGAACUGCAAAGAAAGCAGAGGAUGAGACAGACUCCUGCCAGAAUGAGAAAACCCAUCCAAUGGUUUAUGUGGUGUUUGUAUCAUUGUUAUUGGAUCUGUUGGCCUUCACAAUGAUCUUACCACUUUUCCCCUCAUUGUUGGAUCAUUAUCACAAAAACGAUGGGCCAGAUGGUUUGUACCAAAGGAUUCUACAAAUUGUCAAGUACUUCCAAAAUUUUGUUGGUGCACCUGAUCAGUUCAACUCAGUUCUCUUUGGUGGUUUUCUGGGAUCCAUGUUCAGUUAUUUGCAGUUUGUAGCAUCACCUGUUGUUGGAGGCUUGUCAGAUGUUUAUGGACGCAAAGCUGUUCUUGUGACAUGCCUGGUUGGAAUCGCUUCCUCCUAUGCAUUGUGGGCAGUAUCCCACAGCUUCCUUCUGUUUGUCCUGGCACGCUUUAUUGGAGGGCUCAGCAAAGGAAACGUCUCUUUGUCAAUGUCAAUUAUGGCUGAUGUAUCAAGCAACAAAGCAAGAGGGGUUGGAAUGGCUCUAGUGGGUAUAGCCUUUUCUGUAGGCUUCAUUGUUGGGCCUGUGAUUGGUGCAGUUUUCUCAAAGUGGGCUCAAGCUCAGACUGGCGCUUGGUUCGUGUGGCCUGCAAUGUUUGCUCUCUCUUUGUCAGUUGCUGACAUUCUUUUUGUUGCUGUUUGCUUCAAAGAGACACUUCCUAAGGAAAAAAGAGCCACAUCAGUUGCAAGUAGCCUUUCACAGGCUGCAUCUUAUAUUUUUAUUUUAGACUUGUUCAGAUUUUCUGCUGUGAAAAAUCUUCCAACGAAAGAUUUGAAGGAACUUCAGCGACUGGGUGUUGUGUAUUUCAUCUACUUGUUCCUUUACUCUGGAUUGGAGUUCACUCUAACUUUCCUGACUCACCACAAAUUUGCCUACACAAGAAUGCAGCAAGGAUGGAUGUUCUUUGCUAUUGGAUUAACAAUGGCAGUACUUCAAGGAUCGUUUGUACGACGUGUGCCUCCUUCUCGAACUAAAUCUACUGCAGUUCUUGGACUACUUUUGAUCAUACCCUCAUUUGUGUGUGUUGGACUGGCUACCACAAGUUUCCUACUCUAUGUUGGAGUAUUUCUUUUUGCUGUUUCUACAUCCAUGGUUGUUCCCUGUAUGACGACUCUGGUGUCAAGACUGGGAGCAGACCACCAGAAAGGAACUGUCAUGGGCAUUUUCAGAUCACUUGGCGCAUUAGCUCGAGCAGCUGGACCCAUUGUAGCUUCAUGUGCUUAUUGGAGUGUUGGAUCAUCGACAACCUAUUUGGUUGGGGGAGCUUUGUUAACUGUGCCCUGGUUCAUGCUUAAGAGAAGUCUCCUUGAGUGAAAUGUUAUGAACUUGUAAUUAUCAGUAUUACUUAUAUGACAGUAUCCCGUAGGUAAAAUAGUAAAUAGGCUGGGACAAAAAUGUUCCAAAGAUUAGGGCAAAGAAAUACAAUGAAACUUUUUGUUUAGACCAAUAUUUUGCUUAUUUUGGUAAAAGACUUAUUUUUAUUUAAGGACAUUCUGUUGUGACUUUUUUGUGAAUUUAUUUAAGCCCUUUGUCUUUAGUACCUGACUGGCAUAAUGUUCUUUUUUUUUUGUCAACGGUUGUGGUUACAUCCAUAUUUUAUGGUAUCAAUGACUAGAUUUUAAUGUAUGCAGCGUUGUCUCUUAAAAAGGUGCAAUCACCGAAUUAAGAUCCUCACAAAUCAGUAUCUUCUUCCUGCUUCUAUCACUUAUUUAUUAAAUGAGGCACUUGAAGUGCCUUUUCUUAUAUAGUGAGGAGCUUUCUGUAAACUGGUCAUGAAGCUAUCCAAAAUGAGUCUAUAGUUUGCAACUGCUUAUAAAUAAUAAUGUGAAUGAGCUAUGAGGAACUGCUAUUAUAGUACUGUGAGUAUACUAAGUAUGUGAGUGUCCGUCCAUUAGAUUAUUAUUUAUUCUUUUUUUUUUGUGGGUGGCUUUGAGUCUUUGACAAUGAAAUAGGACAUAGGUAACUGAAACAAACUAUACUGUGAUUUUUAAACUUCUUUCCUUGUAAUCAUGUACUGUCUUUUUCUAUUUUUACAAGCAGCAUUGUAAGCUGUGUCAAAUAAUUUCAUAACAUGAAGUUUUUCUUUUUUUUUACAAAAUAUUUCUUAUUGUAGGUAACAGGCAUGCUAUUCAAUCAAGUUUUUGACUUCUGCUUUUAAUCAGUGUGGUACUUACGAAUUCCUGUCACAAAUCUUUUUCUUAUGCUCAUCCACUUCAUUUCUUCAACUUUUGAUUUUAAAAAAACUUUAUGACAGUGCCAUUUUUUUUUACAUAUUGACUCAUCUAGAGUAAGUCUUUGUUUUUCUGAAAAAAUUUACUUAUAUUAUUUUUGUCAGAAAGCUAAAAUAACAUGUAUGUCCUGGGUCUUGCAUCUUGCAUUACAGGUGCAGAGUUAAGUCAAUAAAUCAUUAUGAAAAACAUAA